Molecule: messenger RNA, 4090 nt
Organism: Amaranthus tricolor (Joseph's coat)
Lineage: Eukaryota; Viridiplantae; Streptophyta; Magnoliopsida; Caryophyllales; Amaranthaceae
Product: UPF0481 protein At3g47200-like
Exons: 4
Coding region: 1484-2731 (415 amino acids)
Source: RefSeq, a predicted model, not a curated record
UCGACUUGACAAUACUUGCAUUUUGUCAUUUUCAAAGCGCCAUCCACCAUGAUCUUGUCAAAUAGUUGUCAUACUAUAAAUAUAUAAAUGAAAUGCUUCAUCCGUUGUGAAAUAUUUGCUUUAUUACGGUUAUUGAUACUAUAAAUAUUCAUGGUUCAAUUUUAUAUUAUAUAUUGUGGCUAAUGUGUAAGGAAAAAUAUAAUCAAGUAGGAUCAUAUUUGACUUUUUUAACUCAUAUUUUUAUAAUAUUAACUUUUAUAAUUUUUAGAUAUGAAUAAUUCAAUAUAUAAAUAAUUAAAAUAACACAUUACUUCUACAUUACAUAAAACAUUAAAUUUAUAUAGCAAUAUGUUGCAAGUAAAUAAGAAUGGAGCUAAGUAUACCACUACACCUAGUAAAUAACUAAAUAAGAAUCUAAGGUUGUAUAAUAUUAAACGCAAGAGUAGUAGUAAUUAAUUUGACAGAGAUUACAUAAUUUCGCCGAACACGUACAUACAAACCUAAAAGUGGUUUGAAGCACUAGUAGAAAGUAGAAAAAGGGGAGAACACUUUCUGACAAGGAAAAGCACUACUAAUACCAUUAUAAGCAUUACAUUACAUGUAUUCUUAAAUACUAAGUAUUUCCUCCAUUAUUUUUUACUAUUUGCAUUAUUUUCGUUUUUACACUAUUUAAUAUAAAAAUUUAAUCAAUAAUGUCUCUAAUUAUAUAGAUUAAAAAAUUAUAAAAAUUAAAAAUUAUUUGUUAAAUUUUAAAUUGACAUGAUUUAAACAAAAUUUCAUGUGACUCUGUUUAAAUUUAUAGAUUAUAAAAAGUUAAUUUGCUUGAAAUAUAUAACUGCUCAAGAAUCUAAGGUUGCUUUGUUUGUUGGACAAACAAAAUUGGUAAAAGUGAAAAGAAAGAGAAUUCAGAAACUGAAGUUGAAGGUUCCUUGAUUCUUUGAGGAGACUAAUAAGUGGUUUCGAAUCAAUUUUCUCUACAUUUUUUACACUCAUUGUUCAUCCUUUCUGCUUAUAAAUUGAAUCGAUUUCAUGAAAGAGCAUUACAAUCAGGUGAAAACAAAUUGAACCCCACUACCCACAAAUAAUUUCACAAAGUUUCAAUCAAUUGUCAGUACAGCAUUUGGAACAAAGGAGAGAAGGUGGAGCAUAAUGGAAGGGAGAGGGAUAAAUUUUACCGUGUUUGAGAAAACAAAAAUGAGUGCUUAAAUUUGAAACUUACAGAAUUGAAAAUAAGAUUGCAUUGAUUUGGAAAGAAGAGAGUAGUUGUUUGUUGAAGAUGCAUCAAUUUGUUCAAAAAUAAGUGCUUAAAUAAACAACGAUUUGAUAGACGAUAUAGUAAAUGUGUCAUAUUACUCUUCUUUCCAGUUGAGAUUGCUACAUUUGAAAGCUCUCACAUUGAUAUUUAGAGGAGUGUAUCAAACUAUGUAGUAUGUGUCACAACUCAUCCCACCUCUAGAAAACUAAAAAGUGAAAGCUCAUUCAAAUGGGAGAUCCAAACAAUUGGGUUUCGAAAUCGAUACUAGACAAGCUUAAAUCUUUGCCAGCACUUUCUUCAAAUUGUUGCAUCUACAAAGUCCCGAAAAGUCUUCGCAUGGUGAGUGAAGAUGCUUAUCGGCCUUUGGUGGUCUCUAUUGGCCCUUUCUACUAUGGAGAUCCAAGACUAGUAGCUAUGGAACAACAGAAAUUGAGGUACUUGCAAUCUUUUCUUCAACGAUCUGCUUAUAAAAACUUAGAUUAUUAUGUGCAAGUUGUAAGAGGAUGGGAAGAGGUAGCUCGUCAAUGUUAUGUUGAGCCGAUUAGCCUACCUAGUGAACUUUUCAUUGAAAUGGCGCUCAUUGAUGCAACAUUCAUAAUUGAGCUUCUUUUAAGGGGCCAUUUCCGUGAAUUCAUUGAGGCAAAUGACCAUAUUUUUAAUACACCUAGAAUGAUCUUAGAAGUCACUCGAGAUAUAAGGCUCGAAGAAAACCAAUUACCAUUCUUUAUUCUUAAGGGUCUUUAUGACCUAGCCUUUGACCCCUCCUCUCAAAAUAGGCAACUUCCCUUCCUUGAUAUUACAUAUAGGUUUUUCAUAGGAAGAGACCAAGCUAUCCCUCCCACACUAGCAAUGAUUGAUGUUAAACAUUUGGUUGAUUUCCUUAGAGUAUGUUACUUGCCUUCUACCCUUCGAAUUCCAUCACCCAAUACCAAACAAAAAUUUGAGUUUACUUCAAGUGUUAGUGAGCUCAGUGAAGCGGGAGUCAAAUUCAUGGUGGGAAGAAGUGAGAAUUUGCUCGACAUACAAUUCAACAAAGGGGUUUUGGAGAUUCCAAAGUUUGUGGUGACAGAUGAUACGGAAUCCUUGUUUCGAAACAUCAUGGUAUUUGAGCAAUGCCAUUAUUUCUUUGAUUCAUACAUCAUUGACUACUUUGCAUUCCUUGAUAGCUUGAUUAACACCCCAAAGGAUGUAGCCAUACUCAUCAAAAGUGGGGUGAUAGAGAAUUGGCUAGGGAAUAAUGAAGAAGUGGUUAAUCUGUUCAGCAAGAUCUUCAAGCAAACAAGGUUGAAUAGUUCAAACUUUUACUACUCGGGCACCUGUCAAAAACUCAAUGCUUAUGCUAGUAUUCGUUGGAAUCAAUGGAAAGCCAUACUUAAGCAUAACUACUUCAACCAUCCUUGGGCUGUUAUUGGGGUAGUGUAUGCGAUUGUGAUGUUAAUUCUCACUGCCAUACAAGUUGUUACUGGCUUCAAAUAAGUAAAUAGUGAGUCGUAUAAAGAGUUUGGACUAAGUUCUUAGGAUGUGCUCUUAUUGUAAAACAUUGACCUUGUUGGAAGCCCUGAUAUUCGAUAAAUAUAGAUAUCUUCAAUUUGAGUGGAUCGUAAUAGGAGUAUUAUUUAUCUUAAAACUAAUUUCUAUGAUUUUUGGGGUUUUUCGGGCAAUAUGUCUUCACAAUCAUGCUUUGAUCAUCAAUUCGCAGGCAGUGAGUCCGUAGCAGUGUUGAAGAAAUAGGAUUCUCCAAGAUCUUUUCAGUAGUUAAACAUUCAGCUGAUGCAUGAGUUGAUCAUGAAUUCGUGAAUAUUCAACUGAUAUAGCUUACUAGCUCCGUUACUGCUACGAAUUUGGGUCGGUACUCGAGCCUUGCAAAAAACGAAAACUUAUUCCAAUGGGCCGAAUCCGUUGGAUAUAUUUGAAACAGUAAUAGAAGCUAGGUCAAUUUGUGGAAACUCAUCCUGUAUCUGCUCAUCAUUAGAAGCUGCUAUUUAUCGAUCUGAGUUUGGAACAUUGGAUCACUGAAUUGAAUAUACAAUCUCUGAGAAAUGCAACAUUGACCUUUAGGGGAGAUGACUCUACAAAGGCUUAUAAUUUGAUUGUUUGUGAACGUGAAAUAUAAUUAAAUAAAUUUGUUAAGUCUUAUGUACUUUUGUACUAUAAUAGAAUAUGAUGUUUUUUUUUAUUAAAGAUCAAUUAAAUUUAAUUUCUUUGUUUCUACAUAUGAAUAUAUAGACUGCUUGCAACUCUGCUUAAGUUGAAUUUUGAGUGAGAGCUACUUCAUGAAAUAUUAUUAUUAUUAUUAAGAUAAAAACUAUUAUAAGAAUAUUAUUAUUAUUACAAAAGAUUGAGAUAGGAAAACUUGGUGGAGCUCCAAAAAAAUAUUACAAGCAUGCCUUAAUUUAAAAUUUUGCAAUCAUCAAUCAUACUAUCAUCGUGUGUAUAAUGUUAAAAAUAGAAAGACGUUUCGUUAACUCGUUCUCAACCCCCUUCAUUAUCUCAUAACACACGAUCUAUAUCCUUGUUGACAUCUUCUUUAUUUGUCUCAUAAUAAUUAUUAUUCUCCACUAUAUAAGAAAAACCUUCUUCGUGCAUGUUCAAUGGAACAAAUUUCCUUCAUAGACUCCCUCCUCACCAUGUCAAACUCAAUUAUAAUAUUGUGCCUAAAUCACACAGAAGUAUGUGCUCCCUAAGGAUGUCAACACUAUUCACCUUUAAUACAUUGUCACACUUGACAUAUGGGCAAUAAAAACCAACUUCCUCCAUCCUAACUUGAUGUUCGACAACAAUAUUACAAAAUUGCAAUAGCCCAUCCACAAAUUCUAACGAUUCAAUGCUACCAUA